Molecule: messenger RNA, 2627 nt
Organism: Engraulis encrasicolus (European anchovy)
Lineage: Eukaryota; Metazoa; Chordata; Actinopteri; Clupeiformes; Engraulidae
Gene: plpp3
Product: phospholipid phosphatase 3
Exons: 6
Coding region: 436-1380 (314 amino acids)
Biological process (GO): phospholipid metabolic process; phospholipid dephosphorylation; signal transduction
Cellular component (GO): plasma membrane
Molecular function (GO): phosphatidate phosphatase activity
Source: RefSeq, a predicted model, not a curated record
GCUUGGAGUGCGGAGGGGGAGGAGAAGAAGAGGCACUCAUAACACAGAAGUUUAGCGUUCACUACUCAGAACAUUACUCUCAUUUCAAGUCUCCAUCAGAGACCGAGCGCUCUCUCAAUCAGUUGUAAGUUAAGGCAAAAGUAUAUUGUUAGAGGUGCUUCCACAUUUUCGCGUUGCUUUUUUUUCUUCUUCAACUUUGGGAAACUUAGUGAUUUAAGAGACUUAUCUACCGCUUUGUGUGUACAUUGGUGACUUCUUCAGACAUCGCUUCGUUGCUGUUGAUUUUCAGUGUAUUUUCUCCUUUUGGUAGGAGAAAACUUAAUGACAUUUUUUUCUGACAAGAGUAUUGGAACAAAUACGUCUGACUGAUCUUCCAGCCUUUCACAGCGUUUGUGCGGACUGGGAUUAAAACGCAAGAAGUGGACUGAUUCUCCAAUGCAAAAUUACAUGUAUGAGAAGGCAAUGGCACAAGAGACAAGAAACGGCGGCACAUCAUCCACGUUAAAUAACAACAACGGCGUCGACAACAGCAAGAGGAAACUUUUAAUAGGGUUAGAUAUACUCUGCCUGCUGCUAGCUGGCCUGCCUUUCCUGAUUAUUGAAACUAGCACUAUCCAGCCCUACCAGCGUGGCUUUUACUGCGACGACGAGUCCAUCAAGUACCCGUACAAAAACGGAGACACCAUAAGCGACGCCGUGCUUUGCGCCGCUGGCAUUCUCAUUGCCAUCCUUUCUAUCAUUAUCGGUGAAUGCUACCGGAUCUGCUACCUGAGCGAGGGCUCCAAGUCCUUCGUGGGCAACCCGUACGUGUCGGCACUCUACAAGCAGGUGGGCGUGUUCAUCUUCGGCUGCGCCGUCAGCCAGUCGUUCACAGACAUCGCCAAGGUGUCGGUGGGCCGCAUGCGUCCUCACUUCCUGGACGUGUGUAAGCCAAACUACGCCCUCAUCAACUGCUCGCUGGGCUACAUCACGGACUACGAGUGCACAGGCAUCGACAGCAAAGUGCAAGAAGCCAGGAAAUCAUUCUUCUCUGGCCAUGCCUCCUUUUCAAUGUUUACGAUGCUCUACUUGGCAUUCUACCUGCAGUCGCGCUUCACGUGGCGCGGUGCGCGUCUGCUGCGGCCGCUGCUGCAGUUCACGCUGCUGAUGAUGGCCUUCUACACCGGCCUGUCCCGCGUCUCCGACCACAAGCACCACCCCACCGACGUGCUGGCCGGCUUCGUGCAGGGAGCCCUGGUGGCAUACUGCAUAGUGUUCUACGUGUCUGACCUGUUCAAGCCCAAAGAGAAGGCCGCGACCCCACCACCCUCCCCGAUCAAGAAGGAGCUGUUGCCGUCAGCGGACAUCAUCGAGAGAAACAACCACCACAACAUGGUGUGAGGAAGUCGGGGGGUACGGGGAACCCCCCCUAUGUGACCCCAACCCCCACCUGAACAGCCACCUGUGACGUGACGAGCAGCACAACCCCCCCUGCCCUACUUCAACCCUCCCACCCCAACCCCAUCCCAACUACGAGUUGCUCAUGCCUCACACCUGACAGUAGAAUGUAGGGACGAGAGACAGAGACUUUUCUUUGACACGAGAACUCUUGUAUUAUAAUUAUUGUUAUUGUUAUGACUUUUUUUUUUUUUUACAUUUGAGCCCAUUAGCGAAAGAAUGAAAGCAAAAAAAAAUAUCUAUAGCUAAACAAGACAAGUGAAUGACAUGAAAUGAUGGCAACUUUAAACAUGAACUGAAGGAAGGAAGGAAGGAAAAGAGAGAGGGGGGGAGAGGAAAAAAACACAAAUCCCCUGGAAAAGUGUGAAGUGACCAUGUCGAAGUCGAGAACUUUGACAGAACAAACCGAUUUCUCUGAUAUGAGAGUCAUGACUGCACCGAGGAAAAGGGGGAGGAAAAGAUGUGGAGGAUGAAUGGAUGGAUGGAUGGAUGAAUGACUGAAAGAGAAAAAAAAGAAAGACAAACAAUGGAGAGUUUAGCUGUGCAUCAGGUCCUCGACUCUCUUGCCAGGGGGACUCGACCACUUAACCCUUCUCAUCUCUCCUUCCAAUGCCUUCUCAGUGCAUAUAGGACAACAAAUUCCUUAGCUCUAGGAAUGAUAUUUCUUUUCCUGCAAUGUUACUAGCACAAAAUAAGUAUAUUAACAAAUAUAAAGAAAAAAAGUAACUUAUAGCACUAUAUCCAAGUUUUAUUGUCGAUUGUCACCACUUGCUACUUAGGAAACGGUAGCUGAACGGAUGCUUGAUGAUGAUAAUGUUGUUAUGUAUGAUGUUGAAGCCUUGGAGCCGUGAGUGGGGUGGGGGGGGUUCGCUCCCCUCUCUGCAGAGGUCUCCCACACCUUACCACAGUGUUUCUCAAUCCUCCUCCCGCGCUCGAGGAGACUCGCCAACAACGAUAUGAAGAUACCUUGUCGUAGUAAUGCUUCAUUAUUACGGCAUUUCAUUCUACUUAACAAUAUACUUGUGUUUUAUGAUUAUUAUUAUUAUCAGGCUAAGGAUAGCUAUUCAGAUAAGUGGUCCCAGGUCUAAGGGAAGGUGCCCUCUGGGAUAUACGGGGGUGUAGGGUGGGGUUGUAAAGAUAGUCGGGGAGUAAUCGGGUGUGUGCAGAGGGGUCUGGGUGUACAGGGGGCG